Octopus sinensis (East Asian common octopus) is the source of this 3419-nucleotide messenger RNA. RefSeq names its product protocadherin 18-like. Gene Ontology annotation, cellular component: membrane. Gene Ontology annotation, molecular function: calcium ion binding. The record is from RefSeq and is a predicted model, not a curated record. Bases 249 to 2096 code for a protein of 615 amino acids. NCBI's taxonomy places the organism in Eukaryota, Metazoa, Mollusca, Cephalopoda, Octopoda, Octopodidae. The transcript is spliced from 12 exons. Gene Ontology annotation, biological process: homophilic cell-cell adhesion.
AUUAUCAUAAAACAAGAAUAGAAUAAAUUCCGUUAAAAGAAUCCAAGGAGCAGCAGGUGAUAAUGCUAAACCAGAUUAAGGAUUAAGAUAACCAUCUUAUAAUCCAGAACACAAAGAACUGGAACAAAUACCACAAGGAACCUCUCAGUCUUCAGCCAAUCAACCGAUUGAUAACCAACCAACACCGGCUACCAAUCUUCAUUAAGUGAGUUCAACAACCGUCCAGAAACGCAUAAGAAAACAUCAGAAUGGAAAGAUUUCUUUGGCUCCUGAUAUUAAUGUUGUUUGGAUUGGGUUCCUAUGCAGUGUAUGGCGCUUGUACUGUUGACACAUCUAUAAAGGCAUUCAGAGAAGACACAGACGAAGGAACAGUUAUUCUGAAAAUACCGUUUAACAGAAAAGAAAAAUGGGAGUUUCAAGAAGAAGAACCGUUUGGCUAUCUUGAAAUGAACACAACAGCAAGCGGAGAUCAUGUGAUCACAUUUAUCCAGUCACCUGACUUAGAAGAAAUAAACCAGAAAGAUUCCAAGGAACCUGUCAUAGAAUCUUUGAAAUACACACUUAACUGCACAGAGGACGGCAUGACUCACACGUACAAGCAAAGUGUAGCUAUUGCUGAUGUCAAUGAAAAGCGGCCGUAUUUUACAAUGUCAUCUUACGCCACUGAUAUUGAUGAGUUAACGAUGCCUGGAAGCAUCAUUUUCACUCUAAACGAUAAGGCUAUAGAUGAUGACAUCACCGGGAGUAUCGCGCUGUUUCGUCUUCAUCCUUACAACGACAGCGAGGUCGAUGGAAGAGGAAAGUUCUCCCUGUCAGCUGGAGGGCGGGAAAUCAUCCUUACGGAAGUCCUUGACUAUGACACAAUGUGGCCAACUGGGUCUACGCACUACAUCCUCAACAUAUCUGUACAGGAUAACGGUUAUCCGAGUAGCCGGGUGGCAUUCACGACAUUAGCCAUCCGUAUAACCGAUGCUGAUGAUCAAGGACCUGCCUUCGUCUACCCGAAAUGUCCCUUGGCUAAUAACUUUUGCAUCACUCCGGCCUACAUUGCUUACGUACAAAGUAAUAGUACAGGUACUCUGCACGUUUAUCCGGGUUCAAUUCAAGCCGAGGACAAAGAUGUCGUUAAAAAUAACAUCCUUUACAGCAUAAUGGAAGUCCUGCCUCCGCGUUACACACAAUAUUUCUGGAUAAACUCAAGAACUGGGCAAAUAACGCAGCUCCGAAACAUCCAAGGAAGUCAUAAUGUCAGUCUUGCCAUUAAUGCAGAAGAGAUUUCGCAGCGCAGAAGGGCAAUAUCCUGCACUUUACUAGUUUUGGUCGACCAGGACGAUAGGAAUUUCAAAGACAUACCUUCACAAGUCAUAAGGAAAAACGCGAAGAUACCCAAAGACGUCCAACCAGUCAGCGGCUUUUCAUGGACUGAAGGCAGCGUUUCUAUGGUGAUAUUUUUCAUUGUUAUUGGCGGGCUUUUAAUCCUGCUCGUAGCAAUGACGGCUGCGUUUUUGGUCGCUUACACCGCUCGCAAACCAAACCGUAGUGCAAACGUAUCUUUUGAUGAUUGUAGUUCAAACAGUACUUCUGGUACUUCUUUGGGCAGCCGAGACAAUAUUUCUAGCAGCGAGGUGAGUUCGACGAGAGGGUCAGUAAACGGUGACAAAAUUCAGAUCGGCAGUCGGGAGGAACUUGAUACGACCAUCGAUGUUGAAGGUUUCGGUAUGGGUUUGUCUGCAGCAGAUGUCUCUCUCGGCAGUUUGGACGCUUGUGGUUUGACUGCAACCGCAGCAGGAAAUGAGGCUGGAUGUAAAGUUGAAGCCGUUGAACCAAUGUUCCGCCUAGCAAGGGAACAGGACUAUUUCUCGUCAGCUUGCGUUUUGCCUGGGCUGACAGAUCUUAGGGCCGACAUUGGAAGUUUUGACAAUGCUAAGAAGUGCAGUAAAUACAUUAAGAAGAAGAAAGGGAAACGGUCUUUGAGAAUAUUAGACAUGUUCUCCUCUACGAGUAAAAAGACAUCAACACUUAAAAAAAACAAUAGUCGAAGGUUCAAUUUCGGCAUUGAAAAUAACUGGCUCGAUCUUCCAUACAACUUUGAUUAACUUAAAUAAAUACAACUCAGGGUGUGUGUGUGUGUGUGUGUGUGUGAGAGAGAGAGAGAGAGAGAGAGAGAGAGAGAGCGUGUAUGAAUGUAUGCGUGCAAAUCAUUUAUCAUGCUGGCAUGAUUAUUGUACAUAAUUUUUUUUUAUACUUACACAUUUCUCCUCCUUCAACACACAAAUAUAUAACUAGGUUUGACGAUAACAGCAGAAUAUUUUCUGAUGGAAUGACUCAAUACUGAAAGUAGAGUAAAGUUCAUUGUAAAGAUCAAAUUGAAUAGGACCUCAGGUAUCGCCUAACAGCUUGUGCAACCGGUCGCUAGGUAAAACUUGUCCCGGUCAACUUGAACUUCACCAUAUGUAAAUAUGUUUGCGUAAUUUUUCAUUGCCUACCAUUCAUUGUGUUUAAUUCUCACCAAUAUACACACACAGCUCCGGUGUCAGCCUGGAGUUCUAUUCCCUAGUAUAUGAUAGUAUUAAGUAAGUGUAGUACUUAUUCAUUUACUUACGCCCUUCGCUCCCUAUGAAGCAUAGGCCAUCGAUGUCUUUUCUCCACCGUUCUCGACUUUGGUCUGUCUUUUUUGCUUCUGUCCACUUGGAUCCCUGUUUCCUAGCAGCUUCUUUCGGAUUUUGCAGCACCGCAUCAGGUUCCCCCGAGAGAAGACCUUUCUCUCCCAGAUCUUAUUAAUUUUGAAUUGUCACUGAUGCUACUAUAACUUUAUCUUUGAGAAGAGGAAGUACCUAUUAGCUUGGCUUGUAUCCUUUGACCUGUGCAGCAAGCGACGCCUUGCCAAGAGCUUGCGUUCCACAGGCAUAACUCCCAGAUUAUUGAGAUUCAUGAGUGACCACACCACAAGGACUGGACCUUGAGGUGUAGAUGCAGUAUUCAGUAAUUUUACGUUCUGCGUUCAAUUCGUACCGAGGUCGUCUAUGGCUUUCAUUCCUUCAGAGUCAACGAAAUCAAGCCCAUUAACUCAACACUAAUCAAUCCCACACUAAUGAAAAUAUAUGUGACCAUUUUGCCAAUGUUAGAACCCAGUGUCCCUUUCUUGUGGUGAAGCAUAAUUACCAAAUACAGCACCAGUUCUUAGUUACUGCGAUCAAUUACUGUCUUGUAAAUAUAUUUUCCGUUCUUCUUUAAACAGUUUAUAGGGGCCGUUGAUGUGUAAAAGUCACACACCCACCAUGGUUCCCGUAGCAGGUCUACGAAUGUAAAUAUCAUUUUAUUUGUUUUAGUCGUGAGACUAUGGCCAUGCUGUGGCACCGUCUUGAAGAAUUUUUAGUCGAAUGAAUCAACCCCAGUACAAUUUUUUUAAAUCCCAGCAC